CGAACUGAAAACGGGAGAGUGAAAGAAAAAAAACCGUGUUGUUGUUGAGAAUAAAUGUGUGUGAAUUUGGUUGCUGCAUUUCGCCUAUCUUCCUUUAUGUCAUCAUCAUCAUCAUCAUCGUCGUCGUCGUUGUGCUGCUUUUCAACGAGAAAAUAAUCUCGAUACAGCACAAAGCACCAGUGCACUACAAGAUAUUGUGUAGCAAAUCGCUUGUUCCAUCGUUGUUCGGUAUUAAGAGCGAGAUUUCGCUUUUUCCAUUUUUUUUCAUUCGUUCGUUCGUUCUUUCUUCACUUCUUACGCCUCGCCUCCGUCGUUCGCUUCAAGCAACUGUGUUCAACCGUCGCAACGGGUCCGGUUGCCCCAUCAAACAGACGUAAAAUUCUUCGAUAACGGCACACACAACACACAUACGCUGCUUACAACGACGCACAAAUCGUUGAAUCUCUGUUUAUAUUUUAAUUGAAAAUAUUUUUGUAAAAUGAUCUUUUGAUUUUGAAUUGUUGAAAUCAAACACAUUUCCGGUUAUUUCAAAUCGGUGCUCGAUUUUCAGUGCACUCAUCCAAUCAUACCUUGACAUCAUGGAGAUAUCCGUGAGAACAAUGAUUGCCGUGGCUUGGAUUGCAUGCAUUUUUACGGUGGCAUCAGCUGGUAAUUUUCGAAAGCAAAAACGGACAUCACCUGCAGCUAUGAAAAAUUCAACGCUUGCCAGAGAGAUUUAUUUAACGCAACAGCACAUGUUGCAGCACACAAGACACCAUAAUCUGGUUGCGGAUAAAACUAAAGUGAUGAAACAUGAUGAAUACGAUUCCAAUCAACUUGAGAAUACAAAUCCACCGCUACCGAUGAAAUACUUCCCAUUGAAAAGUAUACCACUGUAUCAUGCACACUAUCAUCAGCAUACGCAUAAUGCCAGCAAUGGAUUGAUGUACGAUACAGUGCGGAAUAGAUCGUCCAUCAGGAAAAGAGCAUCGGCGGGUGAAAAACUAUCAACCAACAUAACCAUGGUUCUCGAAAGUUUGUUAAAGUCAUACAAAAGCAACUACUUACCAACUCAUGGACAAGGUGUUCCUACGGUGGUGAAAACGAAUAUAUUGAUUCGGAGCAUGGGACCCAUUUCUGAGCUAGAUAUGGAAUAUUCGAUGGAUUGCUAUUUUCGACAAUACUGGAGAGACAGCCGGCUCAAAUUUGAGGGUCCAAUGAAAACGCUAUCGUUGAGCAUAAAGAUGCUUGAUAAAAUUUGGAAGCCAGAUUCAACCUUCUUCAAUGGAAAACACUCAUAUGUUCAUACGAUUACAGUGCCAAAUAAGUUACUUCGACUAACUCAAGAAGGGGACAUUUUGUAUUCGAUGAGGUUAACAAUCAAAGCAUCGUGUCCAAUGGAGUUGAGGAAUUUCCCAAUGGAUCGACAGUCGUGUCCACUGAUUUUAGGAAGUUAUGCCUACACGAAAAAUUCGUUGGUCUACGAAUGGCAAAGUAAUGAAGCGGUCAAUUUUGUGCAGGGCAUGACGUUAAGUCAAUUUGAUUUGAUGAGCAUGCCACAAAGCAACUACACAUACACUCGUCGCGAAGGUGAAUUUUCAGUGGUUCAAGUCUCUUUCAAUUUGCAACGUCACACGGGAUACUUUUUGAUUCAAGUUUAUGUUCCUUGUAUUUUAAUUGUGGUUUUGUCAUGGGUAUCAUUUUGGAUUCAUCGAGAAGCAACCAGCGAUCGUGUAGGCUUGGGAAUCACCACUGUUCUUACACUUUCGACAAUUAGUCUGGAUUCGCGUACCGAUUUGCCAAAAGUGCGAUAUGCCACGGCACUCGAUUGGUUCUUACUUAUGAGCUUCUUUUAUUGCAUUGCAACGCUAUUGGAGUUUGCCGGUGUUCAUUUCUUUACGAAAGUUGGAAGUGGCGAGAUUCCGGCGUUGACCGAUGAUGAAUGGGAGGAUAUAGCGGAGACAGUUGAACAAGCUGGAUCAAUUCACGUUCAAUCAAGGGAUAUAUCACCAAGUCAAAAUCAACUGCUAGGAACGCAAUCCACUUCGGCACGUAAACGCAAUUCGAUCAUUUGCCCCAUUUAUAAUCAGGAUCCAACAAUAAUGUUUCCACCGACGUCGUCGCAUUCAACCAUGGAACGGACAACGCAAACCGAACCGCCAAGAACCAAAAAAUGGAAGCAAAUUUGGCUAUGUUUCUUGGGCGAUGACAAAUUCCGCAGACAAAGACAACGUGAAGCUACGGAAAAAAGCGGAAACAAAAAGCGAUACAUCAAUUCGGUUUCAUUAAUUGAUCGCAGUGCUCGCAUCGGCUUUCCACUUUCAUUUGGAAUUCUAAUUCUACUCUAUUGGCUGAUUUAUGUCACUUAUCAAGAUGACUUUCCAUUGAUCAAGCAACAAGGACGUGCACAGUAAACGUUUUUUCAAUCGCCAAUCACCAUAAAAUUCUAUCGUGCAUGUGGUUUCACUGAAAAUUGAAACUGUUUCAGCUAGUAACUAGCUGCUAGUUCUGAAAAGUUAUACUUCGUCAAAGCCGAAAUUAUUUAUUUAUUCAGACAUAUAUUCAUAACAUAGCACUAUCCUACCACCUAAUCAAAUUUUAUUCAACUCAAGCUAAUGCUUUAGAAUUAUACAUUAUAAUACGAUGUCAAAUUAUAUUUAAUCGCACUAAAUAGCCAGCAAAUGUCUUUGAAUGUUCGUUGAAAUCAGAAUAAAAUAAUGUAAAA
Sitodiplosis mosellana (orange wheat blossom midge) is the source of this 2704-nucleotide messenger RNA. RefSeq names its product gamma-aminobutyric acid receptor subunit alpha-1. Gene Ontology annotation, molecular function: extracellular ligand-gated monoatomic ion channel activity; neurotransmitter receptor activity; GABA-A receptor activity. The transcript is spliced from 13 exons. Gene Ontology annotation, biological process: chemical synaptic transmission; signal transduction; nervous system process. The record is from RefSeq and is a predicted model, not a curated record. Gene Ontology annotation, cellular component: synapse; neuron projection; membrane. Bases 579 to 2393 code for a protein of 604 amino acids. NCBI's taxonomy places the organism in Eukaryota, Metazoa, Arthropoda, Insecta, Diptera, Cecidomyiidae.